AUGGCGGCGCUCAACACUGGCGUGAUUGUUGACGCGAUGCGCAGCACAUGGUGUUGCACCUACCAGCCGCCCUCGUGGCGGCGGCGGCGCCAGGUCUCCACCCUGCACUUCGAGGCGAUCAAGCCCUCCGUGCUGUGCGAGGCCGCGUCUGUUAGCUCCGGCGUGUUACGGCGACUCGAGAUAGGUGAGGUGGUGCGGCAGUUGUCGAAGCCAGAGAAGGUGGACGGUGGCCCAUUAGGAUCGGGCAUAUUGCGCAUACGGUGCCGAGCGGUCAAGGACAAGGCUGAGGGCUGGGUCUCGAUCGAGAGCGACAAGGGCACGGUGUUUCUCAAGCCUUGCUCGAAGUAUUAUGUGUGCUCCAAGCCUCUCCUGAUGAAGAGCGGCGAAGAGGCGAGCUGUCCCAUAGUCAGGAGUCUGGUCGUCGGCGACGUAAUCGAGAUAAUGGAGUACCCCGCCAACACCGUCAAGGUGGAGCAGGAGCAGCUGAUCCGGAUCGCGAAGGGGUACGUCCCAAAGGCGAAGCCGAAGCCCAGGGCCAAGCCCAAGGCGCCGGCCAGGGCGCCUGCCCCCGAGCCCGCGGAACCGAGCGCCGAGGAACGCAAGGCCGCGGUCGCACAGGGCGAGGCCGCGGCAAACCUCUUCUGGGAAGGCGUGGCAGGCCCAGCCCCGCCGGCGAGUCCAGCCCCGCCGGCGGCCGAGCCGGCACAGGGCGCGCCAGCGGCGCAGGCCGCGCCAGAGGCGCAGGCCGCGCCGGCGUCCGCGCAGGGCGAGCCAGCAGCAGCGCGGGACGCCGCGGCCGCAUCUGUUGAGGGACAGGGCGCCUGCCUGGGGGGUGCGGUCUUCGGCCGCGCGCCUGCUGCUCCCACGGCGCCUGCCGGAGGCAUGCCCGAGGCGGCGGGGGCCGCCAGCGCCCUGCGCGAGACCAGCGCGGCGGAGUCGGAGGCGGGCGCGCCGCGGAAGUCCAGGCUGCGGCGGCUAAAGCCCACCAGCGCGGCGGCAGCGGCCGCCCGCGCGGCCGCGGCCGACCCGCAGCCGGGCGCGGCGCCCACCCGGUCGCGCAAGCGCCGCGGCCGCAGCGGGGCGGCAGAGCGUGCUGCGGACCCCGCGGCGCGCAAGCGGCAGAGGACCCGGCAGCCCGCGGCGAGCCGCGGCAAGCCGGUUGGCGGCAGGCGCGGGGGCGCUGCUGCCGCGCGGAGGCUGGCCCCGUCAGAGUCGGAGGACGAGCCGACCACCACGGGCUCGGCGUCCAGCUCAUCGUCCAGCUCCUCCUCGACGAGCAGCUCGGAGGAGCCCGCUGACCCGGCCGGUCGGGGCGGCCGCGGGAAGGCUCCGAGGAGCGUCCGGCAGGCGGCGCAGCUGGUUCCUGCAAGGGACGGCGUCGUGGCAGACGCGUCCGCGCAGCCCGCCAGGCAGAUAGACGCUGCCGCGCUGGCGAAGCGCGUGCAGGAGCUCCGCCAGCAGCUGGAGGACUACCGUGCUAGCGACGGGCCCGCUCCUUUCGCCACCGUGGCGCCCGUGUUCCGCGAGCUGAAGUCCUUAGACUCCGAGGGGCGGAUGGACUUCCAGCUGCUGCGGGAGACGCGCAUCGCCGUGGAGCUGAAUAACAGUUGGUGGAGGCGUCAGGCGGGGGGCGCGGCGGGGGCAAGCGCCGCGGCCCUCGUUCAGAUCUGGAUGGCAAGGUUCCAGGCGGCGCGGGAGGCCAAGCGCGAGCUGGGCCCCCCGCAGAAGCCUGGGCUGCUCGGCUCCAUGCAGAAGCUCAAGGUGACGGCCAAGCGCGAAGCCGCCGCGCACGGCCCUCCGCCCAGGAUAAGCUAG
Prorocentrum cordatum is the source of this 1815-nucleotide messenger RNA. The record is from the annotation of a GenBank genome assembly. Lineage: Eukaryota; Dinophyceae; Prorocentrales; Prorocentraceae.